Messenger RNA from Coregonus clupeaformis (lake whitefish), 4532 nucleotides. Its product is annotated as ubiquitin carboxyl-terminal hydrolase 46. NCBI's taxonomy places the organism in Eukaryota, Metazoa, Chordata, Actinopteri, Salmoniformes, Salmonidae. The transcript is spliced from 9 exons. Gene Ontology annotation, biological process: protein deubiquitination. The record is from RefSeq and is a predicted model, not a curated record. Gene Ontology annotation, cellular component: cytosol; nucleus. Bases 329 to 1441 code for a protein of 370 amino acids. Gene Ontology annotation, molecular function: cysteine-type deubiquitinase activity; cysteine-type endopeptidase activity.
UAGCUUGUUGUCGGUUGCUAUCAACCUGCCGCAACUUCAUGUGUGUUUAUUCACUCAUGCAUCUGUCAUUUUUAGAUAACUUAUACGUUAGUAGUCUGCGACAAUGAAGUAAUCAAAGCGUUAAAAUUAAGCUGCACUUUUUUUAUUUCGUGUUAACUGCCUGCGGGUUGGUCUCUAGUCGAGACAUUAAUUGCCAGUUUUUUACCCCUGUGGUAGCCGUCUGGCCUUAGCCGCGGCCGCGAAUCAGCUUCAUAUUUUCUCAAUAUCGUGCUGCUUUGAAACAUGUUUAUUUUAUAAAUAUGACGGUGAGGGGGACCCUGUAAACUAAAUGACUGUCAGAAAUAUCGCCUCCAUUUGUAAUAUGGGCACCAAUGCCUCUGCUCUGGAGAAAGACAUUGGUCCGGAGCAGUUCCCAAUCAACGAACACUACUUUGGAUUGGUCAACUUUGGCAACACUUGUUACUGUAACUCGGUGCUUCAGGCCCUGUACUUCUGCCGGCCCUUCCGGGAGAACGUGCUGGCCUACAAGGCCCAGCAGAAGAAGAAGGAGAACCUGCUCACGUGUCUGGCAGACCUCUUCCACAGCAUCGCCACCCAGAAGAAAAAGGUGGGAGUCAUCCCGCCCAAGAAGUUCAUCUCACGCCUGCGCAAGGAGAAUGACCUGUUUGACAACUACAUGCAGCAGGACGCCCAUGAGUUCCUCAACUACCUGCUGAACACGGUGGCAGACAUCCUGCAGGAGGAGAAGAAGCAGGAGAAGCAGAACGGCCGCCUCAAGAACAACGGCACCACCGUCACCACGGAGACGGAGCCCGAGAACAAGCCCACAGAGCCCACCUGGGUGCAUGACAUCUUCCAGGGAACUUUGACCAAUGAGACGCGAUGCCUCAACUGUGAGACGGUGAGCAGCAAAGAUGAGGACUUCCUGGAUCUGUCUGUGGACGUAGAGCAGAAUACAUCAAUCACGCACUGUCUUAGGGACUUCAGUAACACAGAGACCUUGUGCAGUGAAUACAAAUACUACUGUGAGACAUGCUGCAGCAAGCAGGAGGCCCAGAAACGGAUGCGGGUUAAGAAGUUGCCUAUGAUCCUGGCCCUGCACCUGAAGCGGUUUAAGUACAUGGAGCAGCUGCACCGAUACACCAAGCUGUCCUAUCGGGUCGUCUUCCCUCUGGAGCUCCGCCUUUUCAACACCUCUGGAGACGCUACCAACCUCGACCGCAUGUACGACCUGGUCGCUGUGGUCGUCCACUGUGGCAGUGGACCCAACAGAGGACACUACAUCACCAUAGUGAAGAGUCACGGCUUCUGGCUGCUGUUUGAUGAUGACAUCGUGGAGAAAAUCGAUGCCCAGGCCAUCGAGGAGUUCUAUGGGCUGACGUCAGACAUCUCCAAGAACUCAGAGUCUGGAUACAUCCUCUUUUACCAGUCCAGGGAGUAACUGGAAUAAACACCCAGCCAGCCAGAGACCGAUAGAGAGAACGAUGGGAACUUUGACCCUGACCCCUGUACCCUCUCUGAGACGUGUGCCAACACCAUUCCCUGUCCCACAGCCUGCCCUGGGUCUGCCUGCACUUCAUAUCCCAUAACCACUUUCCUUCCCUGUGCUCAGCAUGCUGGGAGGACUCUGCAAACUGCUUUUUGCACUUCAGCCACCUGCAACAAAAAAGCAAACAGUCACAACAGCAAGGACAAGGGGGAAAAAGAAGAUACAACAGGCUGGUGUGUGAUGCCUGUUUCCUCCACACGGGGCUAGCUCUUGAGGUCUGGAGUCCCAGCACGGGUCACCUUCUCCCUGGGUCUGCCUGGCAUACAGAGCUGGCUGGACUGGUACAAAUACAGACUGCUGUUGGAAAGAAGAUUGGAUCAUUUGGAUAUCUGUAUAGUAUGUCUAUUUUCAUGUAAUGUCACGCUCAUAAAUCAUUUUAGUAGGGUUAUCCGGUGACCUUAUAUUUACAAUGUCCUGCCCAUAGAUGUCUUCUACCUGGGGAAUGGCUAGAGCUGGGAUGGAAGUUUUAGUGAAAUAUAUAAACUAGGUGAGAGAGAGUCUAUGCACAUGGUGUAGCUGAACUGCAUGUUCAGUGUUCACAGUUUGAGCUGGUGUGGAUUCGAAUUGACUUGAGUUGUGGCCAAGCCAAACCUAUUCAUUGUAAUGCUGAGAUAUUGUAGUCCUACAGAAGACCAGGAUGCAUGUAGCUCUCUGUGUCUGCUGCUCUGGUCCUCUUCCGUAGAGACUAACUCAAGACAGAAUGCUCCUCUCCCUUGUGGCCCUUAUGUAAUAACCAUGUUAUAAAUAUGUUAGAACCAUGUUAUGAUCAAGCCCCCACUCUAGAACAUAGUCACUCACUGACACGAUCUUCAGCUCUACUAGAAUAGUCUGGUUUAGUUCAUGCCCAGUUUAUUCUCUGUCUAGUCCUUGUUGUGUAAAACACUAUUUAUUGCUCUUAUCUUAUUUAUGUUGGGGAGUUAUAAUGUUGAGUGUGCUGGUAGGUGGAGGAUAUUGUGUGUCAGACUCCAUCUUGUCUUGUUGUGUGUGUGACGUCUCCCCCCUGACUGAGUCCUGUAGGGAAUACACAUACAGAGCUCUCUGGGGUUGAAAUGAAGUUUGACAACGUCUUUUUUAGCUCAAGUUUGAAGUAUGUGGAUAGCUGAGCUCUGUCAAAAGAACCAUAUGAGGUAAGACGGAGAGAUCAUAAUCCACAGUUGCAACUAGCAAGGCAUCCUUGAACAGUACUGUUUUUCACAGUGAGAUUGGUGCAAUAGAAGGAGGUAAAAUGAGCUGAUAAGAUGUUGACUUCCCUGUGAAACGAAUAUAGAUAUUAAAUGUUGGUGUGUUUUGUGACCAGCUAGUCUCCUCCCAGUCGUGUGUAUCUGUGUGUGAUGAUGAUCAAAGGAGGUGGAAGUCCUUUGCUAGGUGCAAUAUGGGGCUGUGGUCAACAUACUCCAAACGUUGGUACGAUGUUACUUAGAACCUUCCUUUUUAUUCUUCUGCAGUGACACCAUAGUCUGAAUAUUGAUAUUGGUCAUUCCUAUGUUGAGGACGUUACCUUUAUCACCGUUUUAUUUUGCCUCGUUGUCCCUUCCAUUGUUAGGCACUUGACUUGGAACCAAUGUUCUUUACUCAGAAGCUGUGCCUGGCAGACACUUCUAUUAAGUUGUGUUUAGUGUAAAGGUGACCAGUGGUCCAUAUAGAGUGAUGAUUUACCAUCCCAUAACGUUAGGGCCACGUAUUGUAGAGUAGAACUAUAUCAAAGGCCAUAUAGAGGUAUAUGAAGAAUCAGUGCUGCUCAGACUGUCCUAUGGAACUCUAAUUCACUGUAAUACUGAAAGAAUAUUGACCCAAAUGCAUCUCACUUUAAAGAGAUGCUCCGGAACUUUGGCGACUACAAAGUGUUCUUUAAACCUCCGGCUUUGGGCUGGAUGUGUCAAUGUGUAGUUUAUACAUGCAGAAUUACUAUUUUACCUCAAUUAGCCACGAAAUCCCUAGUUUGAAAGCGACUAUUUCUGGAAUCUGUGCUGUGCCAUUUUCCAAAAUGUUCCCCCACGUGGGCCAGCCCCCUAGCAAUUCGAGUUCUAGCCAAUGAGCUUCAGACCCUCGCCAUUUGAGUAAAAUCUGCACAUAUGUGACGUAGUACACAAUUUUCAGGGAACACUUUAGUCUCGUGAGAGCUACUUUCAGAACUACUGGCUAAAAGUAUACAAACGUACCGGAGAAUCUCUUUAAGUGAGAAGUAGAAAUUAUUUGGGUUGGUAUGAGUGAGUUUGACUGUGCCUCCUCCUUUUUAUGUGAGUCAGCAUGUAAUGUGAUGUGUGAGAGUGUAUUGAAGCAUCUAGAUGGUUAACUGACUAUUUCCUUCUGUUUAGUAUAACUGGGUAAAGUCGAUGAUGAAUAUGUGCCAAACUGGAGCCACUAAUGACCUUGCAAAACUGGACAGGAACUCUUACAGAACACUAUUUUCUAUGCUAAGAUACACGUGUACAUACAUUAUGUAGGAAAAUAUUUUUUUAAACCUAGAACCUAAAACACUAAGAGAACGAGGAGUUAACUAGAAAAUAAAAACAAACCCUGUAAUGAAAUAUGGAGCAGCUUUACAAUCAGUCAAUCACAUAAUCAAUUCAUCACGCAAUAGUUAGACAGUCGAUGAAUGUCACAGUGAGGCAUUUUAAGCGUUAUGAUGAGAAGAGAUGCCGUGUGUGCUAAUCUUCCAAUUACUGUUCUGCACACACCCUUACUCAGAUGCAUUGCACUCCUAACGUGGUCUCAACAGUCUAUAAAUGUGAAGUGUUCUACCUAUGGGACUCUGGUGCAGUGCCUAGAGAUGAAUAAGUACUGUACUAGCAUGUCUGGUUUGAUAAGAGUAGAAGUUAAAAGGAGAUCCAGGCACUAGCUAACUCUCAAUUCCAAUGAGUUGUUUGUAAACUGAAAGUGCACUUUACUAGUGAUGAGCUUAAACGCUUUAAUGAGAACCACAGUCUGAGUACUUUUUGGAUUUCCUUGUCCUCUGUUCAAUAAAAGGACUGUAUUAACUAAG